This is a messenger RNA of Punctularia strigosozonata HHB-11173 SS5, 577 nucleotides long. Its product is annotated as 60S ribosomal protein L23. Gene Ontology annotation, cellular component: mitochondrial large ribosomal subunit; ribosome. The transcript is spliced from 4 exons. Lineage: Eukaryota; Fungi; Basidiomycota; Agaricomycetes; Corticiales; Punctulariaceae. Gene Ontology annotation, biological process: translation; negative regulation of translation. The record is from RefSeq and is a predicted model, not a curated record. Gene Ontology annotation, molecular function: mRNA binding; structural constituent of ribosome. Bases 28 to 531 code for a protein of 167 amino acids.
GCUUCUCGCAGUCUAUAGUUCACGGCCAUGUCUCAAGCAAUAGGCAAUACGGCCCUGGCAUACGCGCGAGUGUGGCACCAUGCGGACGCGACUGACCGCGUCCUCGGAAAAUUCGCUAUUCGCAUAGCGCACGUCCUCAUGGGCAAGCAUAAACCUAUAUAUGAUCCCGGAGUUGACUGUGGAGACUACGUGGUCGUGACAAACGCGAAGAAGAUCAAGGUGUCGGGGCUCAAGGCAGAGCAGAAGGUGUAUCGUCACCACACGAUGCAUCCUGGAGGGUUGAAGGAGAUACCGUACAAGGCUAUGAUGGACAAGAAGCCGGAUGAGAUCAUCCGCCGUGCAGUAGCUGGUAUGCUUCCGAAGAACAAGCUCCGUGACCGUAGACUGGAACGACUACGGAUAUUCUCAGACGAGGACAUGGGCCCGUUCAAGGCGAACAUUAUCAAGCGAUGGGAGGACGGCACAUUACCCGCACGCCAAACAACCCAGACUGCCUCCGCACCAUCGAGUACUACGUUGCCCACCGCAUGAAGCAUGCUUUAGACUCUACGACCACACUUAAUCCUAUUAUUUUCGC